UUUGACUGCGUACCCGUUGGACCUCAAAGAUUAGACCCUAUUACAAAUGUUACCCGUUCGACCUAAUUUUUAGGUCCCUUUGGACCCUCUUCAAAAUAAAAUAAUCAAUGUGCCUAUUGGACCUCAUUUGUAGUACCCGUUGGACCUUCAAAAUUAAAACAAGUAAAAAAGUAAACGUUGGACCUCUUUUUUAGUACCCUUUGGACCUUCAAAAAAUAUGUGUUCAUUUGUUGUUCGUUCAAUGUUAUUUAGUUGGGAAAGGGGUACAGUUAUGUUGAAAAUUGUUAAAUGGAAAUCAAAAAAAUUGACGAAACAAGUACCUAAGCAAAUACACGGUAUUACUAUUAUUAUUAUGUUGGUAACCUUCAUGUAGAAACACCAAUGAAACUUAUGUAUAUAAAGUGUAAUAUGUUUUAUAAGUAAAAUAGACAAUCGAACAUUAUCAUUUUUUGGACAUACGCAAGGCAAACUCGCGUCUAAGCUAGACCUUUCCUCGCUCUCUUCGGCGCACGGGCGCAGGGAGUAUGGUGCGGGGUGAGUAUUAGAGGGAUCGCAGGCCAGCAAAAACAAAACAGUGACAUUUUGCAUUACAUUACAAUUAGUUGGAGCUUUAAGUUGUUGACGUGUGUGCAUUUGCGCAAUAAAGUUCCGUGUGGUAAAAGGUGAUAAUCACAAGUAAUAAGAAAACAAGGAAACGUUUAAUUAAGUACCUGAUUAAAGAAGAAUCAUUGUUAAUGAAUAAUGUCUCAAAUAGAAGUAGUCCCUUCAACAAGUCGACAUAAUAAUAUAGAUAAAACACAAGAACUUUGUUUCGUGACAUCUAAAAGAGGUGGUGAGAUUCUGCUAAAUGAUGGUUACCAGUACUAUAAAAAAAAAGAUAAUAAAAAUGGGUCCUCACGGUGGAAUUGCAAAUAUAAAUCGAAGUGUCGCGGCACUAUAACAAUUAAAGGAAAUACGAUUAUGAACAAAGUCAGUCACAGUAAAAAUUGUGUACGUGAUCACGCUGGCAAUGAAAUAAAGAAAGAAAUAAGUACAUGGAAAGUUGAAUCUGGACAAGGAGUUCUUCCUCUGCAAACAAUAUAUAAUGAAGGCGUUAACCGGUUGAAGGAUAGAGGUCUUAACCUAUUGACUCGGAUACCUAAUUUUAAUAAUGUGAAGCAUGGACUCUAUAACAGUCGCAGAAAAGAAUUUGGCAUCGAUAAUAUUAAGCCAAAAACAGUUACAGAUGUCAAAGUUCCUGUAAAAUACAACGACUUUUUAAUGGCUGACUAUCAAGAAGGUGCUCGAAGAAUUUUAAUAUUUUCAUCAAAAGAAGCAAGAGAAAAAUUGAAAACGGUGAAACAUUUUUUUGCAGAUGGGACGUUUAAAUGCGUAGUACCGCCGUUUGUACAAAUGUACAGUAUUCACGGAGAUCUCGGUAGCACCGAAAAAAGCACAAAUAUUAAACCAUUGAUAUAUGCUUUGGUUACUGAUAAAAAAGAAGAAACUUAUCAAAUUAUUUUUCAAUUAUUACUAUCGCAAAAUCCAUCUUGGAAGCCAGAAAAAUUUACUACAGAUUUUGAAACUGCGCAAAUGAAUGCUAUUCAGUCAGUUUUUCCUGAAGUGGACAUUAAGGGAUGUUUUUUUCAUUUUACUCAGGCUUUAAGUAAAAAAGCAAAGAGUCUGCACAUCUUAAAAAAUCGCGCGUGUAAGCGACAUGUUGCUUUAUGUGCCGCUUUAGCAUUAUUACCAGAACAAGCCACAGAUGAAGGUUGGUUUUAUAUUAUGGAGGACUGGUCCGAAGAAAAUGAAAAUUUAGUUAAAUUUAAUGACUAUUUUACAAAACAAUGGCUGCAAAAAGAAGACAUGCGAAGAAUCUGGUGUUUCAACUCUGAAAGACAUCGUACAACUAAUAGUGUGGAAGCAUGGCACUCGAGUAUUAAUAAAAAGUUGUGUGGUAAUACAAAGCCAAAUAUUUUACAAUUUUUGAGCAUAAUUAAAACAGACGCAUCAAUGACAAGUUUAACUAUAGCAAAACUAGAAAAUGGACACCAAAUACUAAAUAAGCGCAAAGAGUACAUAGAAAAAGAUGAAAAAAUCGCUUAUAUUCUAGAGCAAUUAGAUAACAAUUAUAUUAAUGUAGGUCAUUGCUUAGAGAAGCUGCUUACAUAUUAUGUAUUUUAAGUUUGUCAUUUGACAAUACUUAAUGUCAUUCCAAAAAAUUAUUUGAAAAUUCUGUUACUUGAGCUUGACUUGAGAUUGAUGAUGUUAUUUUUUAUGUGUAAAACCUAAGUAUGGAGGCUAACUAAGCUUCCAUACUUAGGUUAAUUUAGGUCCAAAUUUAGUCUAAGUAAAUUCUAAAGACAUACUGUGAUUAUAAAUUGAUCUGUGAUUUAAUGUUUUUUUUUUUUAAACAUUUAUUUAAUGUUAUUUUUGUAAACUCACCUUAUGGCAAUAUUGUUAUUUAAUUGUAAUUAGAAUUUGUGAUCUUAAACCAUUUAUAAUAUAAUAAUUAUUAUUUUUAUAUCUUCAGUCUGUUAACUUUAGGAUAAAACUGAUUUUAAUAUUUGAUCUGUGAUUUAUAUUUUACUUAUAAUACACAUUAUUUUAUAUUAACAAUUAUCCACACCCUUCUGGUACAACCUGUAGGAAUAUACCAACUUAAAGAUUUAUAAUCGGGUAAAUACGUGAUCUAAUUGGAAUAGGUGAUUUUAUCUAUACAUAUAAAAAUCAAAGUCCUGACUCAUUCACUAAGUCACCAACGCAGGGCCCAAACCCCUGAACCUAUAAAGCUGACGUUGUUGCUUUUAUAUCUUUGAAUAAACAUAUUGAUUUAUUUA
Molecule: messenger RNA, 2819 nt
Organism: Helicoverpa zea (corn earworm)
Lineage: Eukaryota; Metazoa; Arthropoda; Insecta; Lepidoptera; Noctuidae
Exons: 2
Coding region: 742-2163 (473 amino acids)
Source: RefSeq, a predicted model, not a curated record